AUGAAUCGUAUUUUUGGUAAGGGGAAAGCCAAGGGUCCGCCGCCGAACCUCUCGGACUGCAUCAACAGUGUGGAUUCUCGGACGGAGUCUGUAGACAAGAAAAUAGCCCGACUGGACGCUGAGCUGGUCAAGUACAAGGAGCAAAUGAAGAAGAUGAGAGAUGGACCGUCAAAGAAUAUGGUCAAACAGAAGGCUAUGCGAGUCCUGAAGCAGAAGAGAAUGUACGAGGGCCAGCGAGACAACCUCAUGCAACAAUCAUUUAACAUGGAACAAACCAACUACACCAUUCAGAGCCUUAAAGACACUAAAACCACGGUGGAUGCCAUGAAAGUUGGCCUUAAAGACAUGAAGAAAGCAUACAAGCAAGUAAACAUCGGCAAAAUCGAGAACAUUCAAGAUGAUCUGGAGGACAUGAUGGAGGACGCUAACGAAAUCCAGGAAGCGCUGGGGCGCAGCUACGGCACACCAGAGAUAGACGACGAUGACUUGGAAGCGGAGCUGAGCGCCCUCGGAGACGAGUUCCUAAUGGACGACGACAGCUCCUACUUGGACGAAGCAGCUACGGCGCCGUCCAUUCCCGAAGCCCUGCCUGGCUCAAAGUCUAACAGGGAUGGCGUUUUGGUGGAUGAAUUUGGUCUCCCACAGAUUCCCGCUACAUAA
Molecule: messenger RNA, 660 nt
Organism: Nerophis lumbriciformis (worm pipefish)
Lineage: Eukaryota; Metazoa; Chordata; Actinopteri; Syngnathiformes; Syngnathidae
Source: RefSeq, a predicted model, not a curated record